Molecule: messenger RNA, 471 nt
Organism: Fonsecaea multimorphosa CBS 102226
Lineage: Eukaryota; Fungi; Ascomycota; Eurotiomycetes; Chaetothyriales; Herpotrichiellaceae
Exons: 3
Coding region: 1-471 (156 amino acids)
Source: RefSeq, a predicted model, not a curated record
AUGCCGAUGACUUGGGAUGCCGAUGCGGACGCCCGGCUCUUUGCCGCGGUUCUCGCCACAUCUGAGAUCAAGAUCGACUAUCCCGCUGUUGCGGCGAGAAUGGGAAAUGGAUGCAGCGCAAAAGCAGUGACCCACCGCAUCACGAACAUCAAAAAUAAAGCCAAAUCCCUUGAGGAUGGCGACGCUCCACUCCCGACGCCGGCCGCCUCCAAUGGAGCAGCUGGAGGUCGCAAACGCGGGCCCAACAAGGCGAAAAGCACAAAGGCCAACGACUCGGAAGAUGCCGACGGCGCGGCGGCGAAACCAGCGGCCAAGAAACGCAAGACCACGGCAAACGGAGCGAAGAGUGCUGGGACUAAGAAAGCUACUGCGCCGGAAGCCGCUGAGCCAGUGAAGAAGGACGAAGAAGAAGAUGAGAAUGAUGAGGCGGUGGGCAGCGACGAGGAGGCGAAGGAUGAAGAGUCGGCUUGA